Molecule: messenger RNA, 984 nt
Organism: Rotaria sp. Silwood1
Lineage: Eukaryota; Metazoa; Rotifera; Eurotatoria; Philodinida; Philodinidae
Source: the annotation of a GenBank genome assembly
AUGGUGCUAUCUCCAUUUGUCCUUAUCGGUUGGUUUGGACAUAUUAUAAUAUGUUAUUAUUUGAUUCGUCCUAUUUGUAAUACUUUAGUUCGAACUAUUUUAACAAUUAUUCCAUGUAUAUUAUUUACUUAUAUUACUUGUCAAAAUUUUCCUCAAUAUGAUUCAUUAUCAUUAAUAAUAGUAGCUCUUUGUUGGAUGAUAUCAAUUCGUUUAGUUCAUUUGACAAUAUUUUCAAUCGAUAAAUUAUUAACAUUUCGGUCUUUUUUAUUCAAAACUCUUUGGAUUUUAUUCCCUAUUUUAUCUUUAAAAUCAAAACGAAAUGAAUGGCCUAUUAAAUAUUAUUUCAUAUUAAUUCCAGUUAAAUUGUUAAUAAAUCAUUGGAGUUAUCGUUGGUCGAUUAGUUGUGAAACACGAGUUAGUUAUACAAGAAUUUUUUUAUUUUAUUUAUCAUUGAUAACAAUAUCAUAUGUUUUUGAUUCACUAACCAUUCUCGUUCGUAUUUUCACUCAAGAUAAAUAUACAGUUGAAUCAUUUACUAAUUUUCCACUGUUCAGUUUAUCGUUGCGAGAAUUUUGGGGUCAAAGAUACAAUCGGUUUAUUGGAACUGUAUUAAAAGAAUCGAUAUUUGAACCGAUUCGUUCGAAAUUUUCAUCUUCGACAAUUGGAGGUUUAACAACAUUUAUUAUCAGUGGUCUUCUUCAUGUUCAUGUAGCUUUCGUUGCUUUUAAUGAUGUCUCAUCUCUAUUUCCAACAUUUAUAUUUUUCUUUUUACAUGGUAUUGGCUGUUGUUUUGAAACAAAUAUGAAGAUUCAACUUCCGAAACACAUGGGAUGGAUACUAACACAUGCAUUUCUUCUUUUCACAGCACCAUUCGUACUUGAACCAACCAUAAAGAGAGGAUCUCCAUUAUUAAUACAAAAUCCUUCACCGUUGGUUAAUAUCGAAUGGAUACCAAAAUUGCCCAUACCCAACUUUUGCCCCUAA